Cydia splendana is the source of this 1750-nucleotide messenger RNA. RefSeq names its product E3 ubiquitin-protein ligase RNFT2. The transcript has a single exon. The coding region runs from base 94 to 1068 and encodes 324 amino acids. Gene Ontology annotation, molecular function: ubiquitin protein ligase activity. Gene Ontology annotation, biological process: protein ubiquitination. Lineage: Eukaryota; Metazoa; Arthropoda; Insecta; Lepidoptera; Tortricidae. The record is from RefSeq and is a predicted model, not a curated record.
CCAAUCAGAAUCACAUCAAGCCGUUGAUAAGUUUAUUUUUGCUAAGAAACUUAUGGAAAAAACUUAUAGUCCGCAAGAAAAUGAUAAGAAACGAUGAUUGCGCUAGUUGCCAAAAUAAUUAACUUCUUCGCAUUGACUGUUCGAAGUGUUUUACUUGGAGCUUCAUUCGUCGGACAUGUAAUAUUUCUUGCAGUUGCAGGCGUCUGUACGGCACUGGUAAACUUUGUAGAUAAUGUUCGAACGUUUAUUCAGAUAGUUUAUGAAGACAACUUACCGAUCUUCAACGAGGACAUACCCAACUUCACUAAUGAUGUUAUCGACACGGUCGUCAGCCAAGUGGUGUUCGUCUGGAGCGGUGUGACGAAGGUUUACAGCGACAUAUUUCUCAAAUUCAGUGCCAUCGUAGUCUCCAUCAAGUGGUUAAUAGACUCAGUGUUUCUGGUGAUUUCUGAAGUGUUAUAUAUUAUAAAAAGUGCUGUGAUAUGUUUAGGGGAUUCACUAUGGCUCAUAGUUACAUUUAUUCCUGUUCAGCUGCCCCAGCUGGUGAAGCAGUUGCUGAGGUAUUUAACAGAAAUAGCCAUAGAUGGCAUUGUAAGUGCAUACAUGACAUUGUUGGAGUUUACCAACUUCCUGACUGAUGUGCCGCUGGAGUCAUUUAUGGGUAUAAUCAGUGCUAUUGUUAUUGUGCGUUUGUGCAUACAUUUUAGAGAAGAUAUUCAAACUAGGUUUACAUCACUUUAUUGGUCUGUGGUAAGAAACAGUAUGUACUUGUAUCAUCUGUUUUAUAAUUAUUUUACUGACUCAGAGGUGAGGGUGAUAACUAGUUUAGUGGGUGGUAGGGAGGCCCGUGUGAGGGAGGCGGAAGCCAUCGUGAGAGCAGCCAAUGAUGCUGCGGAUGCCGCUGAUGCACUUUGCGUCAUUUGCCAAGAACGGCAAAAAUGUGUUCUGAUACUGCCAUGUCGCCACAUCUGCCUGUGUAGCGAGUGUUGUAUGAGACUGUAUGGGUAUCAAAGGACUUGUCCUAUUUGUAGAACUUUCAUUUACCACUCUGUUACUGUGUACUUGUGACAGACAUACUUAACAUUCCUGGCUUGAGGCAUUUUCUCAAUUCCAAUUUAGAUUUACCAAAGAUCAGGCUCACUUAGUGAAGCUGAAAUGUGUCCACUGACUUGAUCUUCAAGGAAGGUCUCAUUGACGUGACUUUCAAAUAAAAGAUAGUGAGUUACAAAUUGUUCAAUUUACUUAAUGAAGAUCUGGAUCUUCUAAUUUGUUUUGUACAAAAUUGUUCUUAUACAGCUACUGUAAUAACUUUCUGCAUAGUUGUGUUAAAUUUUACAAGAAAUCUGAAAUGUUGUUUGUUGUUUGAAAGAAUGGAUACAUCCAUUGUGUUCUUGACAAUUGUGUAUUGUUUUAAUUUUUAUGAUGGCACUAUACCUAUUUAGUUGUGUUAUUUGAACACUUUGUUUCCAAAUUUUCUUGUUUAUAGCAUUUAUAAGGACACACUAAGUAAUAACUAUAUAAAUACAGCUAAGUGAAGUGCACUCAUAAGUAGCAAUCUCAAGAUAAGAAACAUCUGCAUAAAUAUAAUAUAUAUGUUAUGAUUACUUACUUUAAUUAUAAGUGAAAAUUACAAAAACAAACAAAUAAUCUUUGGUUUUGAUAUUACUAAACAUUUAAUUCUUAUUACUUGCUGUUUUUGUAGGUCAGUGACCAAUACUUGCAAAUGCAAUAAUAAAUUUUUAUAUUCAUA